This is a messenger RNA of Hippocampus zosterae (dwarf seahorse), 5236 nucleotides long. It is a transcript of the gene loxl4, whose product is annotated as lysyl oxidase-like 4. Gene Ontology annotation, molecular function: protein-lysine 6-oxidase activity; copper ion binding. The transcript has 15 exons. Gene Ontology annotation, cellular component: membrane. Gene Ontology annotation, biological process: peptidyl-lysine oxidation. NCBI's taxonomy places the organism in Eukaryota, Metazoa, Chordata, Actinopteri, Syngnathiformes, Syngnathidae. The coding region runs from base 715 to 3138 and encodes 807 amino acids. The record is from RefSeq and is a predicted model, not a curated record.
UAAAAUUUUAAAUUAUACAAGAUUUUCCGUAAUUAGAAUCGGGUGCAACGGGGCAUUUUCGCCGUUGAGGGAUGGAACGUAGCCGACUCCCGACCAAACGUAGCGGCAUCCCUACUUUGCAUUAAAAUCAGAGCGGUCAAACCGCACACAAGGCUUGACCCUUGUUGAAGCAGAAAUCAUUUUCUUUUGUCUCAAAAAUAUCUGCCAUUUGACUUUUUAUAUCCACAGACGCCCCCUAGUGGCUGAACCUUGAAGUGAUGCCUCCCUAUUGUGACAUUAUCGCUUUUCCCGCUCGUGUUUAGGAUGGACAGAAGUCAUUGUGCUGCUGUAAAAACAAUUGGCAAAAAUGUUGUUCUUUUGUGAAUGGAAAGAAUUGUUCCCUUUCACUUCACUCCGCACUACAAUUCCACUCGUGCGCAAAAAUAACCAAACCCACCUCAGCGGCUGUGUUCUUCAUUGCAAGCAGACGGUGUCGGGCUUCUUAUCUCAUCAAUAAAGGCACAAUCUGAAGCUUUAUGUUCUUUGCACGAGAGUGAUGUGAAAGGGUAAGGAGGGAGGGAGAGAGGGAAUCAGGGAGGAGAUAUAUGGAGAAGGAGGGAAUGAAGUGAGAGGAGAUUUUCUUUUUUUUUCUCAGACACACUCCUUCACUCAAGACGUCCGCGACUGCCCACACACACAAUUUGCUGCUUGUCAGACCUUUCCUCCCCCAUCACAAUGUCCCACGCCAUCUGCUCCAGCUGCCUCCUAUUCCUUUUCCUUCUGUCGCUCUGCGCUGCUGAGCCACGGCGCACCGUUUCCGGUCCGUCCAGGGUGGCGCGCGCACCUGCCGCCAAGGUGCGUCUGGCGGGAAACUCGCCACGAGAGCCUCACGAGGGACGCGUGGAAGUGCUGCAUAACAACACGUGGGGCACCGUGUGCGACGACGAGGUGGACAUCAACCUGGCCAAUGUGGUCUGUCGAGAGCUGGGCUUCCAGGGGGGCGUCACAUGGGCACACAGCGCCAAGUAUGGGGAAGGACAGGGUCCCAUAUGGAUGGACAAUGUUCGAUGCAACGGUUCCGAGAAAUCCUUGAAGGACUGCAAGCACAACGGCUGGGGGGUGAACGACUGCAAGCACUCUGAGGACAUGGGGGUGGUGUGCGCCACGGAGCGGAGGCGGGAGCAGACGACCGGCGCUGGAGACCACAGCAACGCCAUCAGCUCCAAUGGCAAUCCCUCGCCCCAGUGGCAAGGCCCGGUGGCUAGACGCAGGUACUCCGGAUACGGCUAUCACGGGAACGGACAUCCAUACGAGGUCCCCAGGAUCCAGAGGCAGCAACUUUACCAGGGUCACAGUAAGGUCCGAAUCGAGGAGGUGCGCCUGAGGCCUAUGCUCAUGUCGACCAAGAAGAAGACGUUGGUGACCGAAGGCGUGGUGGAAGUGAAGCACGCGGGGAGAUGGAGGCAGGUGUGCGACAUGGGCUGGAGUCUGAACAGCAGCAGAGUGGUGUGCGGGAUGCUCGGCUUUCCCGACGCCGCUCAGCCCAACCUCAAGAUGUACAAGAAAAUAUGGGACACCAAGGUGGCAGAUCCUUCAACAAGGCUGAGCCUCAUGUCCAAGAAGAAAGGAUUUUGGAUAGAGAAGGUCCACUGUCUGGGAAGUGAGAACACCUUGUCGGAGUGCCACGGUCAGCUGUCAAUCCCCCGUAGCCCCGCCCCCUGUAAGAACGGACGGCACGCUGUGGUCAAAUGUGUUCCGGGUCCUCAGUUUUCUCGGAUUUCCUCGGGAAGACCUCAAGCCCCGUACCCCGUUGUGCCGGUGCGUCUGAAGGCCGGGCCCAGGCUUGGCGAGGGUCGUGUGGAGGUCCUCCGAGAUGGAAAGUGGGGGACGAUCGUGGACCACAUGUGGGAGCGGACGGCGGCCACCGUGGUGUGCAGAGAGCUGGGCUUCGGUACCGCCAAGGAUGCACUGCAAGGCGCCUAUAUGGGUCAAGGGAGUGGACCCAUCCACAUGAACAGUGUGCAGUGCACGGGGACAGAACGAUCCAUCCUCGACUGCUUCUUCCAGGAGGUUCAACCGUGGAUGUUCAAACAUAGCCAGGAUGCUUCCGUGCGCUGUAACGUUCCUAAAACUGGCACAGAGUACACGGUGCGUCUGGCUGGCGGCAGGGUGCCGUCAGAGGGUCGAGUGGAGGUGCUGAUGGAGGUGGGCGGCCGCAAGCGUUGGGGUUCGGUCUGCAGUGAGAACUGGGGCAUCAAUGAAGCCAUGGUGGUGUGCAGACAGCUGGGUCUGGGAUUUGCUGCGAGUGCACAUCAGGACACCUGGUACUGGUCCAGCGACCCAAAUGCCGCCGAGCUGAUCCUCAGCGGAACUCACUGCGUUGGCACCGAGUUCUCCGUUCAGCAGUGCCGCCGUAACGACCAUAUGCACUGUCCACGAGGCGGUGGACCGAAGGCGGCUGGCGUCACCUGCUCGGAGACGGCUCCCGACCUCGUUCUGGAUGCCCAGCUGGUCCAGGAGACGGCCUACCUGGAAGACCGACCGCUGCACCUGCUGAGCUGCGCCAACGAGGAGAACUGUCUGUCCUCCUCCGCCGCCCGCAUGAACUGGCCCUACGGCCACAGACGGCUACUGCGCUUCUCUUCGCGCAUCAUGAACCUGGGACGCUCCGAUUUCCGACCCAAAGCGACGAGAGAGAGCUGGACGUGGCACCAGUGUCACAGGCAUUACCACAGCAUCGAGGUUUUCACACAUUAUGACCUGCUGACUCUCAACGGCACCAGGGUCGCAGAAGGACAUAAGGCCAGUUUUUGUCUGGAGGACACGUUUUGCCCUGACGGUGCCCAAAAGCGCUUUUCCUGUUACAACCUGGGCGACCAGGGUAUCUCUGUGGGCUGCUGGGAUACCUACCGCCACGAUAUCGAUUGUCAGUGGGUUGACGUGACGGACGUGCGGCCUGGAGAUUACAUUUUUCAGGUGGAAGUCAACCCCUCAAUGGACAUGGCCGAGUCGGACUUCAUGAACAAUGUCAUGCGCUGUCGCUGCAAGUACGAUGGCCACAGAGCUUUCAUGUACGGAUGUCACGCGGGCGACGCUUACAGCGCAGAGAUCGAAGACCUUUUCGAGCACCAGAGGCAAAUCACCAACAACUUUGUGUAGAGACACAAAAACCUUGCGGACGCUGCUCAAGGUGGGCUGAGGGCGAUGCCUCCAAGGCCCCUUGGGAAGCUGACGGGAGCACCCGCAAGAGCAAAGAAAAUGGAAAAAGCUGCCUGGCUUGACAGCAGAUCAAACGUCACAUCGAUGAGACUCAAGUAGACAGACCGACCACAAGAACGGCUCAUGCAGCUUUUUGGCUGUUCAUGACUGUAGUUAGGUAUGUUAAUAUAUUGAUUUAAAAAAAAAAGUGAACGUGGACUACUUUGAUUUUUCAAAACGUACACAACUGAAUUACUAUUGAAUCGGUCAACAAGACAACGGCGGAGUACUUGGGAAAGCUUGUACCCAAUAUAAGAUAUAUCGAUCGAAUAUUGUUCUUUCUGUUGCAAAUCGAUCUGCGGGGCGUUUUAGAAACACUUAUUGGAUCAUUUAUGGAUAUGAAAAGGUGCUUUGGAAUUUUACAUCGGUAUAUCAGACAAUGUGGGACAGUUAUUUUUUUUCAUAAGAGUGAUAUUAAAUCAGUCAUUUAUUCCUUGACUGUAACAAUUAUCAUCCAACAAGUUUUUAGUACUAAUUUUAUGUAACAAAGCACUUUAUCUUUUUUUUUGCAUCAAUAUUCUUGUAUUCGUCUUUUCAAUCAGCGACCAAUACCGAUCAAUCCGAAACUUAUCGUUUUUCUGAAUACAGUGAAUUAUAAAGUUAGUGUUUUCAUAUGCACAUGUAGUAUUUAUACUGAUAUUUAAUUUAUUCAGAGGGCUCACGCAACAUAUUCAGCAAGAGGUUUGCUAGCUAGAAUUUUUUUCCCUUUCCAUCAUCCGUAGCUGUGGGACAUUUAUAAGACUCAGAGGAAUGAUUCUAUUUUAAAUGUGGUUAUUAAAACGCAAUCUAUCUAUAAAGGCCUUUUAAUUAUGUCUGUUUGGUUUAGUUUUAAGGUUACGACGAUAGCGUGUGCUUUGAUGUACACUGUGGAACAGCUGCCUGCCUAUAGAAUUAUGGAGAAAAAAAAGAGGCUGACAUCAUUUAAGAGGAAGAAAAAGAUGAUUCAAUUUUUAGAAAAAUCCGUUCAAUUUUAUAUAAGUAAAGUCGAAAUAAGAGAAACGCAUCUGGAAAAAAAAUGCUUUUUAUUUUUCAAGAAAAAGACAAGAUAACUAAGAUACAUCUAUGAAAAUAAAAUGGCAAAUACUAACCAACGACUCUUCUCUCCAAAAUGUACAACUUCUUUCUCGUGAUCAUACUCUUACUUUCAAACUUGACAGUCAUUCAACUGCAUUUUGCAAAAUACGAAUCAUUUGCUGAGUUUAUCUUGUUGUAAAACAACCGCGGAACAUCCUAACAACCAUUUACAAGAAAAUUGUGUAAAAUUCAAAUCAAUAAAUAAAAUGAUAAAAAGCACAUUUUUCAAUCUGUUUAUGAAAAAAGGCAAAAGCGAGUUUCUACUCAUAGGGCUCAUCCUUCCCUUCGGUUAGCGCACAAAAUUAGCCUUUCAUUUGCUUCCAAUUCAAAGUCAACACAACAUUACGCCAAACAGAAACACAGGCAGACUUAAAAAGGACCGUUUGCUCUUGCUUUGUGCUUCUGUACGAUUGCUGUUUAUUGUCUGUUCUGUGUGUUAUUUAAAAUUAUAUGGGUCGAUCAUGGGGUUCAAUGCUCAUCAUAUGACUGGAUGUAAACCCCCCGCUGUAAGUGUAGCCACCCGAUGGCCAGCGAAGAGUGUGAGCCAAAUGGUGCUUCUUGAAAAUCUCCCCCCUUCGUAAAAAGCUGAGCCUCAGUGACUUGGACCUCAUUGAAUAUGUCUCCAUGUGAUUGGUUGCGUUUUGCUGUGAAGCGCACUGCGCACACACACGAUGCUCACCGUCUGUACCCCAGUUUUUCGUUAUCUUGUGCAAAUGUAUAAAGGUGAUCAUUGUAUUUGUGCUCAAAGAAACACGGGAUGAUGAGUGUGGAUAAACACUGGCUGAGUCACUUCAAAUCACCCAUCCAUACAUUCACCAUGACUGUGAAUUAAUAAAACUUCAUUGUCAUACACAAAGUUGUCGCCUGCUUCGUGUCUCCUUGCUGUUGAUUUCUGCCAAAGGUUUUGUUCAUUCGUGAGGACUUG